CUCCAAUAGCACGAAGGAGGGGUUGGCAGAGGAGGGAAGACGGUGCGGUUUCCCAGCCGGUCUGUUGCUGCAACACAGCGGAGGAGGAAGUAGCGCCGCAGUCUGGACGCUGGCGGUCGGGGGAUGCGCCGGCGGUUACUUGCAGUGUCUAGCGCCAUGGAUCUGGACGACGUGCCGGGGGAGCCCGAGCAGUCGCAGUCGCAGUCGCAGUCGCAGUCGCAGCAGGAGAAGUCGGAGGAGAGCACGGUGCAGGAGCGCCAGCGGCUGUGCGCCGAGUUCUCGGCGAUCACGGGCCGCGGCAGCGGCGUGGCUCAGUGCUACCUGGCGGAGAACGACUGGCAGAUGGAAAGGGCGCUCAACUCCUACUUUGAGUCGGGUGUGGACGAGGGAGCGUCGGACGCCGGGCCGAGGUUCCCCCCGCCCGCCGCCGUCUGUGUUGACCUGACAAAUGAACCAACAAUUAAUGUCACCAAUACUGGUGUCGAUAUAGAGAAUUAUGGCCAGAAAGAAGAUGACAGUACAUUUUCUUUAAUUACAUGGAAUAUUGAUGGAUUGGAUAUACACAAUUUGCAAGAUAGGGCUAAAAGUGUGUGUGAAUAUUUGGCUUUGUACACUCCAGAUGUGGUAUUUCUUCAAGAAGUGAUUCCACCAUACUACAACUAUCUAAAGAAAAGAGCAACCAGUUACACAAUUAUUUCAGGUAAUGAAGAUGGCUAUUUCACCGUAGUAAUGUUGAAGAAAUCAAGAGUGAAGUUAAUAAGCUAUGAAAUUACACCUUUUCCUGCUACUCAGAUGAUGAGAAACCUUUUGUGUGUGCAUGUGACUAUAUGUGGUAAUGAGCUUUGCCUUUUGAACUCACACUUCGAGAGCACCAGAAACCAUGCUCGGGAACGGAUGAAUCAGCUAAAAAUGGUGUUAAAGAAAAUGCAAGAAGUCCCAGAGUCAGUUACAGUUAUAUUUGGAGGAGAUACAAAUUUAAGGGACCAUGAAGUUUCUAAAUCAGGUGGCUUACCAGAAAAAAUUUUGGAUGUCUGGGAGUUUUUGGGCAAACCUGAGCACUGCCGUUAUACUUGGGAUACACAAGCCAACUCUAAUUUGGCGAUAGAGGCCACCUGUAAACUACGGUUUGACAGAAUAUUUUUCAGACCUGCAGCACAUGGUUGUCACAUUGUUCCACGAAAUUUGGACCUAAUAGGGCUAGAAAAACUGGACUGUGGUAGAUUUCCUAGUGAUCAUUGGGGUCUUCUAUGUGGAUUUGAUGUAAUACUGUGAAUGUUUUUCAGAUGUGUACAUUUUUAAGUCUGUUGUACAGUUUUCUAUCAGAUUUCUUGCAAAAACUUGAUGUUUUGGAUCUCUUUGGAAGCAUGUGUUGAAUAUCACCUAAGACGCUGGAUCUUCGCUGUUCUGUUAUUGUAUCUCUUUGUAGAUUGUUCCUACAGAUUUUUCGAAAGUCCACUUUUUCCCUCUCUAAGAAUAGUGCUUUUGGAGUUGGCCUUUUUAUUUUUCUUCUGGUCUGUGUGGUUGGUGUGGAUGAAAUGAAGGCAUGGGUUGCUUAGUCUGGUAUUGCUGCUACUGUUGCUAUGAACUUUCUUGGUGAUCGGACUAUGGUUUUCCUUGGCCUUCGACUUCAUUUUGGCCAGGAUAGCAGGAAGAAGGAUAGCACGGGUAAAUGACAGUGAGGAAUGGGAUACAUAUGUUUACAUUCUGUCUGCCUAAAUUAAAAAAGGAAAUAAUGAGUAAUGGUGAAAAGGAAAUGGAAUUUACACAUCACUGUAUUUCCUCUGUAGUGACAGUGUGGGAGGAAAAUGUAAAUGUGGUAAUAACAAUAAUAAUACUUUAACAUAAAUAAUCUUAUCAGAAAACUUCAGAUAAUUCGAUUAAUCCUGCUUAUUUAAUAAUCCAUGAAACAUGUAGGAAUAUAUCUAGUUAAGUCCAUGAAAAAGCUACCUUGUAUUUUUAAUUAAAGAGCAUAAAAGAACCACUGUUGCUAUCUACUUUUGAGUCACAUAGAAUCUAAGCUAAUUUUCUCUCCCAUUAUUUGACCCUAGGACAAAGAUGAAAAAAAGAAGAUUAAAUUCAGGUAGAUGUUAAAAUGAAACCAUUUCUGAACAACGUGUUUUGGAUAAUCUGCUUUCAUGGGUAAAUGAGUCAGUGACCUUGCCCUUCACACUCCUUGCCCUUAAAUUAGUUAAAGAAGUAGACCCAACCUUUGGCAUGCAUAGAGGUUUCUCCUUUAGGUUCUUUGACUUAAAUGCUUGUUUACUUGGAUCUGUUGAAAUUUUGCUAGAUUGUCCUGUUUACCCAACUACUCUGCCUAAAUGUGAAUGAGGAAACUACUUUUUUCUCGUUCAACAGUUUGCAGAGAUUAAGUUGACUACAUAGCAUAGCACUAGAAAUGUUACAUCUUCUCAUCUUCUCUGACUCAGAGUGGGGAAUAUAUUAAUAAGCAAAUCAUCUAAUUUUACCUUGUUUCCCAUCUUCCAAGCCAGAAUAAUACCUUACUGGGUAUUGUGAGGCUGAGUCAACUUUUACAUGCUUUAAGGAUUUGAGAGGAAGUUCAGAUAUACAAAAGAUCCCAAUUAUAAUAACUACAUUUCUUCACCAUUUUAAUUGUUUUCCUUCCUUCUCAACUUAGACUUUGUCUAAGGAUAAAAGGAUUUUAUUUUUGGCUUCAAAACUGACUUACUGAGUGACUUCAAGGAAAUCAUUUCAACACCGCAUGUCAUUUUUUUUGUUUGUUUCCUCAUAGUAUACCAGUGUUGUCUGUGUCUGAAGGCUAGGACCAGGUUAUGGACCAAAAGAGAAGAAAUCUGAAAGAGAGCCAGAAGUCACACUAAGUAUGUGCUCAUUGUGCUCAAUGUUAUAAGUUGUUUGAAUAUGGGAGGAAGGGGACAGAGGGCAGAGCAGAGAAGGUGAAAGACAAGACUGGACUUGUAGAAUUUUGAACUUUUGAAAUAGUGCUCGUUUAUUGAUUGGUUGAUAGGUAUUGACUAUCUCCACCACCUGUUUGACAUUCUACCAUUAGAAAUUAAUUACUUGAAUGAACUUGAUAGCUUUUGGCUUUCUGUACACCUUUAUUAAAAUGUAAACAAUAA
This is a messenger RNA of Phascolarctos cinereus (koala), 3095 nucleotides long. It is a transcript of the gene TDP2, whose product is annotated as tyrosyl-DNA phosphodiesterase 2. The record is from RefSeq and is a predicted model, not a curated record. Gene Ontology annotation, biological process: double-strand break repair. Lineage: Eukaryota; Metazoa; Chordata; Mammalia; Diprotodontia; Phascolarctidae. Gene Ontology annotation, molecular function: protein binding; single-stranded DNA binding; 5'-tyrosyl-DNA phosphodiesterase activity. Gene Ontology annotation, cellular component: cytoplasm; PML body.